AUGAAAAUAAACGAAUUCCUAUCUAUAUCAAUCCAACUCCUAAACCAAUCAUCAAAAAUAAUAAACGAAAUCCGCCAAACAUCCAUAAACCACAAAUGGAAAGGCCACAAAGACCCCGUAACAAAUGCCGAUUACAAGUCUUAAGCCAUAAUAAUCCAAGGUCUAAAGUAUUACUAUCCCAAUCUACGUAUAAUAGCCGAAGAAGAUGAGGAAAAAGACCCCAUAAUAGAAAAAUAUAUAGCAAAAAAUGACAUUAAACUGACAAAAAUAAACACAAAUUUAAUCCCAUAGACUACUUUUUAAAAUAAUACCUUAAAUAUAUCUAAAGCCACAGCAUGGAUAGAUCCUUUAGAUAGUACUAUUUCUUAUUUGAAUGGAUAAUAUGAAGAUGUGACAAGUCUUUUAGGCUUAACCUUUGAAGAAAAGCCUAUUGCGGGUAUUAUUUGUAAGCCUUUUAAUUCCUAAAAUUAAUUUUUUCCUAAAAUUUAUUAUGGGUAUGUUUUAGGAGGCAAAAAAGAAGUCUAUUUUUUGAAUGGAUAAGAACUUGAUCAAAAUGAUUUCUAGUUCAACAAAUAAGUAUAUAAAAUUAUUAAAAAAAAACAUUCCUAAAAUUAAUAAUCAAUGUCAGAUUUAAGAGUUGCAGUUUCAAAAGAUAUCGAAGAUACAAAAUAAUUAGAUGUUAUUAAAUCAUUGCAACCUUCGUAAAUUAUUGAAUGUGGAGGUUCGGGGAGAAAAGCUUUACUUAUACUUGAAAAUGAAGCAGAUUAUCUCAUAUAUUUAUCAAAUAAAGCCUCAAAAUGGGAUAUUUGUGCACCUGAAGCUCUCCUUAAAUGCUUAGGUGGGUAUUUAACGGAUAUUUAUGGAAAAGAAUAUUUAUAUGAUUCUAAUGAAUCAGAUUUUAGUAAUUCAAACGGUUAUGUUUAUGCUUUAAGAUCUGAUAUUCUUCAAAAAGUAUUACCAAAAUUAUAAAAAUUCAAAAUAGAUUGA
This is a messenger RNA of Ichthyophthirius multifiliis, 987 nucleotides long. RefSeq lists its product as hypothetical. Gene Ontology annotation, biological process: phosphatidylinositol phosphate biosynthetic process. NCBI's taxonomy places the organism in Eukaryota, Ciliophora, Oligohymenophorea, Hymenostomatida. The record is from RefSeq and is a predicted model, not a curated record. The transcript has a single exon.